CGAUAAAACGACAUUAUACCCGUAUUCCACUGUCAUAUUUGCUAGGGACAAAAAUAUGGUGUGAAUCCCAAUCCCAUAGGAUUGUCACUAUACAAACCAAUAACAUAUUAGCUAUGAAAAAUACAUUCUUAUUAAUUUUUUUUUUUGGAAAUUUACAAACCCAUAUCAAUUACUUUUUUCCCCCCUCUCAUGAGUCUCCACCUCUCACAGGUUCGCUUCUUUGGUUGCCUCUCCACCUUCAUCUGGCGGGUGCCGUCAUUUGUGCUUCCUUCGGACACCUAAAAAACUCACACAUGACAACCUAUACCAGGUAUAUGCUAACACUAGUGCCAAUACACGAAAAUCAAUAUCACUACGUAAAACCUAUAGUAAUACAACUACAAAAUUCAUGAUCAAUACACGGAAUCAAUAUCAAUACAUAAAAAACCUAUACCAAUACGCGAAAAUCAUUACCAAUACACAACAAUCAAAACAAGUACCAGAUCUCUGCCAUCAAGACUAGCAACGCAGGACAUCACCGACUAUUAAUACAUGAAAAAUACCAAUGCACGAAAAUCAAUACCGCCUCGACUGAUUGAUUCUAGCACAGUUUUAACUUUUAAGUUUGAAACCAUGCCUGGUAGAAGGGCACAUGAACUCACCGGUCUUCGUGAACCAGCUCGUGGAAUCGCUGUUAUUCAUUACCAGUGUUGCAUUCUUCGACUAGAUUGCAUGGGGAGAGAUGAGCCGACGAGGAAGUUCGGGGAGGCGACGUUGUUUGGGGAGUCGAGCAAUAUUGUUCCGGCGAGUGAAGGACAAGAGAAGAUCAUUAGAAUACGAAGGUGGACGUUUGGAGGGCUUAUUUUUCGACGGAUGGAAAUGGUUGCAUCGUUGAUGUAUAAGGCAAACCUAGUGUUGAGAUGGACGGGAAGGGCUUGAUGAUUGGUUGGAAGAAUAUAUACUCGGAUCAAUUAUGCGACUGCCUGGAGUUACAGAGCCUUGAAACUCUGGUUUUCUCUAUUUGAAUAUGAUCUUAAAUAGAUCCAGAGAUUAUUGGAUAAUAUAAUGUACGUACGUCUCUAGCAGUUGACAAGUUCUUAGAGACGUAGGUUUGGCUCCCUUGUCUUAGAUUCUUUUAGCCGGCUUGGCCAUCGGUUUCAGGCUUUCAGCAACGGGAAUCGUCGUCUGAUGGCCGACCAUUGUAGAAGCAGACAUGCCUAAUACCCACAAGGGGACACAAAAUAACGAUAGUAGUAAGGGUAUUCUUUCUAAUUUAAUUUAACGGCCUAUGUUUCUUUGCAUUUAGGAUGGAAUUCAAAUUUCCUUUUUUCAGAGAAAAAUCAGAUUAAUCUUGCACUUCAAAAUAACAUUCAUUUGAUAUAUUUUAAGACGAAAAAAUUGAAACAACACUAAUCUAUACAGGGUUGGUAAUGUUUGGUAGUACAUAAGAUUAUACAUGGCGAUAUAGAAGAGCACCAUGAUUAUAUCAAUAUAUCAUAGUGUGGACGGUAGAAUUCUUGUAUACGUUAUACUAGGAAUAUACUAAUCACCUUUCAUCACUGUCUACCACUAGUUACCACCAUGUACACCGUGGUAUAGGGUGUUAUAUUUGGACAUGCAAUUUUCUUUCAGAAAUUUAUAGAUCACGAUGAACACGUUCAUUCUAUACAAAAUUUUCAAAAUUUGACUUACAAACAAUGUGAUAGAGAGUGGUACCAAGUGAUACCAGGGUGGUAUGAGAAAUAUUUUCUCGGAAUAUAUAAAUAUAUAUAAUAUAUAAUUUUGUAGAUCACAAUGAACUCAGAUAUAUUUGUGCAAAUAAUUUUAAAGUUUGAGUUAAAAAUGAAAAUACAAACCGAUUAAAGAAAUUAAUAAACUUUUUAAUCUCAUCUCUUAUAUCUGACUCACUCAAAAUCAAGCAUCCUAUAUUUUAAAUGCGCAUAAAAAAAUCCCUUCCAAGCAGACUUUAAGAUCUCCUUAAUUAUAUUUUAUAAAAUUUCAACAAGAAUGGAAGGUCAAAAUUCACAAUGAGGUGAGUCCCUUUGGGAAAUCCGAUAAAAUUGGAAACUCACAUCACAAUGUGGCCAAGAUUAAUAUAAAUCGUAAUAUAGAAUGAUCAUUGAUAUUCUCACAAAAAAAAAAAAAAGAUCAUUGAUAACGGAAUAUACCAAUGCUGAGACCUUUUAAUUUAGGAAUUACAAUGUUAUUAGUUACAAGGUGUUACAAGUGUACCUACAUUCAAAAGCUUUAUUUGUGCCAAGGUAUUGUAUUUCAAUUCUGGUUAACGUAGUGCAAACAUUUUUGUUUGACCAAAGAGUCGUGUUUAAGUUAUGUUAAGCUCUAUGCUAAUUAAUGAUCAUAAUACAAGAUUUGACCAAGUACUUCAUUUCAAGGGUUGGUUGAUGGCAUUGUAAAGAUUUGGGCUUUUAUGGAUUGAGAGAUCCCCGGUGGGUGGGAAUAGGUUAGGGUGGUUACUCAAUUUUGAGUAAUCACGGUGGCUACCAACAUCUAUACCAUUUAUUAUCUUUAUUUCAUUAUAUUUUUAAAUUAACGAUUAAGAUUAGCUAAGGGUAAUUUAGGAAAUGAAAAAACAUACCACACCUGAUUACUCUAUAUAUUAUACUCAAACCCUAAUACAACCCCACAACCGCCGCCGUGUCUCCUUUCUCCCUUCUCCCACAACCGCCGACGUCUUCUCCCUUCUCCCCCCUCCCUCCGACCACCCCAACCCCAGUACAGCUCUCAACUGGACCUCCCUCCCCCCGAUGGCGUCCCUCCCUCCCCCCUCCCUCCGACCACCCCAAACAAGCCAUUCGCUAGCAUCAAGUGUUCUUCCUGUUAAAUAUAAAUGAAUGCCAACGUUGGCA
Linum trigynum is the source of this 2846-nucleotide messenger RNA. NCBI's taxonomy places the organism in Eukaryota, Viridiplantae, Streptophyta, Magnoliopsida, Malpighiales, Linaceae. The record is from the annotation of a GenBank genome assembly.